This is a messenger RNA of Brassica oleracea var. oleracea, 999 nucleotides long. Its product is annotated as disease resistance-like protein CSA1. Bases 27 to 665 code for a protein of 212 amino acids. Lineage: Eukaryota; Viridiplantae; Streptophyta; Magnoliopsida; Brassicales; Brassicaceae. The record is from RefSeq and is a predicted model, not a curated record. The transcript has 2 exons.
AUGAUUUUGAGAACUUACCAGAAGCUAUGAAUGGUCUCUCCCGUUUGAAAAAUCUCUGGCUUAGAAACUGCUUCAAGCUCAAGGAGUUGCCAAAGCUUACACAGGUGCAGACACUGACUCUUACCAACUGUAGGAACCUCAGAUCACUGUUGAAACUAUCUGACACAAGUGAGGAACAAGGAAGAUACUGUUUGCUUGAGCUUUGCCUUGAAAACUGCAACAAUGUUGAGUUUUUGUCAGACCAGCUCAGUCAUUUCACCAAGUUGACAAAUUUAGAUCUCAGCGGCCAUGAGUUUGAUGCAUUGCCAUCAAGCAUCAGAGAUCUUACCGCACUGGUAACUCUUUGCCUUAAUAACUGCAAGAAUCUCAGAUCAGUGGAAAAACUCCCACUGAGUCUACAGUUUCUUGAUGCACACGGAUGUGAUUCCCUUGAAGAAGCUGAUUCUGUAGAACAUUUUAGGGACAAACCAAACGAAGAGGUAAAGCAAAGAACCUUUUUCAAAGAAACUGAGAUGCCCUUUUAUGUACUGAAUCAUCAAGCCACAAGGAUCUGCCAUAUCAUCCACCUUCUCAAGAAUACAACUGCACUCAUGUUUAUAGGCAUUCCUAUCUGCAUCAUGCUAGUGGCUGUUCUAGUUGCUUCUCUCCUACGUGUUUUCAAGUGAACUUCAAGGCUCAAAACUAAUGUGUAACCGCUAAGUAAUAGCGUUAUACAUUAUUUUGCAGGGAGCGCGACUGUGAUCAGUUUCACCACACCUUCUACAGGUCCUUGCUCUUCACCCUAUGACACCUUGUUGCAUGAACAAUCAAUUUGAUGUUGAGAACUUUCAAUAACGGUUAAUGAUAUUAAUAACAACUCACAUCAGUGCAUGUUCGGUAUCAGCUGAAGUUAUCUUAGGUCUACCUUGAAUUAACCUUUUGACAACAUCCUUGUCUUCUUUGGCCUACCAGGAUGACACUUUGUAAUUGGAGGUUGUUAGGCUUAGAGAUCCAAGUGUG